Molecule: messenger RNA, 1467 nt
Organism: Rhopalosiphum padi (bird cherry-oat aphid)
Lineage: Eukaryota; Metazoa; Arthropoda; Insecta; Hemiptera; Aphididae
Exons: 2
Coding region: 247-1338 (363 amino acids)
Source: RefSeq, a predicted model, not a curated record
UAUUUUACUAAUUUUUUAUGUUUGUUAAUAAUAAUUAGCUUAGAAAAUAAUUUUUAGAAUUAUGGUUAAUGUUUUUACUUGUUUGAUUUAAUUCAUUUUUGUUAAUUUGUUAUAAGGUUUUUUUUUUUUUUAAAAACUGAACAUACCUAGGUAAUUAAAUAAUAUGUUUUAACUGUUUUAAGAACUUUUGAAGUACUUAAGUACAAUAAUUUUAUUAAAUCUUUUAUUAAACGGUUAGAAGGUUAGAUGUUUAGAUUGCGUAAUACGUUACUUUUUAAUAUUUGUUCAAAAUGUGAAACAUCAAAAAGCUUUGUAUGUUUAAAUAUGAUCUCAAAUAAAAACACAUUUACUGUAGACGACAAAGUACAUAAAUUGGAAAAUUCAAUUUGCAACUACCACCAUGAUGCAUUAGAUGUAUUUACAAACAGUCUCGUUCUAGAAAAUAUGAUGAAAUGGAAAUCAGACAAUUUUGUCUCUAAAAACAAUAAAUUAUUAAGAGUCAAAUCAAAUUCUAUUUUUGAACUUUGCGAUGAUCCAGACCAUUUAACCACAUAUCUACAGCAAUGCUUGGAUGGCUAUUCCCAAGUCAGCGAAAGUGCAUUAAAUCAAUUCAGGUUAACAAUGGCAAGACAUGGCAAAAUUAAUGGUUUAGUAUUAAUCGAGAGACUCAACAAAAAGUAUGGAAAUUGCAUUAAGGAAUCUGAAUUACAAAUGAAUUUUGCAGAAGCAUAUUGGACAAAUGGUAAUUUGCAUAGCAUGUUUAAAAUUUUUGAAUCGUCCUACUCUAUAGAGUCUACAAAAGUCAAUCACGUAUUAGAACCUAUUAUUCAUACUAUAGUCAAAUCGCACGGUGCUGCAUCAGUAGUUAUGGUUUCAACAUUUGUCAACUCGAUAGUUAUCAAAUAUGGAGAUUAUCAUCCAAUGUGCAUCCUGUGGAAGUAUUUAUUUUUAAGUGAAUUAUAUAAUGACAACCUAGAAGCAGAAAAGUUAAUACAAAAAAAUACUAAUUUAAUAGAAAAUGUACAGUACCUUAUACCAGCCCUUACAAGAAAAUUAUUAAAAACUCAUAAAAUUGAUUAUGUUCAAAAAAUAUUAAUAAUUUUAUUAAAGCAUAAACAAAUGGAACCUUAUCAAUGGAUUUUAAGUUCUCUGUUUGAGUAUUAUUACACAUUAGGAAAUGUUCGCCAAUGUAAAGAAAUUAUGAAACACUCCAUUGAACUCAAUGUACCACUAACGGAAGCACAGCAAUCACGUUUAAUUAAUAAGGUGUUCAACAACAAACAUCAACAAAAAAUCAACAAGGAAGUGACUGCGACUAUAUUUAAACUUAUGUUUUAAAUUAGUAUGAUGUUUGUCAAUACAAUUUUUUUUUCUGAAACCAAAUAGUUAUAUAUUGCUUUAUAUUUUAUAUUAUACUAGUUACAUUAAAUAAUAAUAUAAUAAUAAAAACAAUAUUUAAAAUGGUAA